UUGAUAAAAAAAAUUCAUAAAACUUCCUUCUUCUUAAUGCCCUAAAUGCUCGCAUAACUGAUAUCCUUACAAAGCUGGAAGGAAGAGAAAAACUUCAUUCGUGAAUCAUAAUUUCAUUAAAAUGGUUGCUCUGUGAAGCGAGAUCAUGGUCAUCUUUCGACAUCUACUGGUCUUGGAAUUGUAUUUAUAUGCGGGGGUACUGAUAAAAGCAUUGCUAACUUCAACAAUUGACGGGGAUUAUACUGUGUAUAACGAAGUGACAAGUUUUGACACCACGCUUAGAAUCCUGGACGAGAUACGUGAUAAACAAUGUCUUCCCUGUUUUACAUACACAAAGAAUUGGAAAGGUCCUCAAUUAUUUACACAGUUUUCCACAUCAGACGAUCAGGAAAUAUGCAGACAGAUCAAAUGUAGUUUUCAAGGAAGAUGUCUAAGGUUUGGAAACAAAGACAGUUGCUAUUCAUGGACAAUCACAGUCAUCUUAGAAAAGGAGAAGUAUGUACUCUUUUCGAGGACCAACCCAUCUUCUAAUGAGAAAACCAACUUGAAUAUCUCUUGUUACGACACAGGAAUACCACACAAGCAAAGACAUCCUGCAUUAAAUGGUAGCCAUGUGAAAAUGAAAAGACAUACUGAAAAAGACUAUUCAUACUGGCUUUUAAUGAAUACAUUACAAUCAACUUCUGUAAAUACAGAGUCAGUUACUAUGACAACGGAAAAGGAGAAUACUAGACAAAAAAGUAAAAGAGAGUGUAAAAAGAACUGCAAUGAUAUGAAAGAUAAGAGAGAGUGUAAAAAGAAAUGCAGUCAUAUAAAAGUGAACACCGCCAUUACAACUUCAACAGAAAUCUCAACAACUGUUUCCAAAGAAUUCCGACUUAAGACAAGCACCUCGGAUAAAGAACUCACCGAUAAAGAACGCAGUGACGAUGUCAAUGAUAGUAGUAACGACGAUGAUGAUGACAAUGAUGACGGUGGUGAUUCUAACGAUAAUGAUGACGAUGAUGUUGACAGAGAUAAUGGUAACGACGAUGAUGAUUAUGACAAAGCCACUGAAACAGGCAAUAAAGAUAAUCUUGAUCGGAAAUGUCGGAAAAAUUGUAAACAGUGUCGACGUUGUUCCGGAAAUAAGAAUUUAAAUGACUGUGUAAAUACAGGAAACCAGAAGAAAUGUCCUGAAUGUACUAGUAUUGGCAUCUUGUUUAUUACACACGUCAUUGCAGCAGGGAUUGGUGCAGGAAUUUUAUACUUCAUACAGUUUAUCAAGGAGUAUCGAAGAAAAAGAACCAAAGAACCGAAACCGAAAAGUAAUAAAGAUAUGAUCAAUGCAUCUUACGGACACACGAGAGGAACUGCCAUUCUGCAGACGUCCAACAUUAGCCAUCAAGAAGAAGGCAUCUACAAUGAAGUGGACGACAAACCUGAGUCGGUUUUGUUUGAUAACACCGGUUCCAAUUGUUCAACGGGAAGUGCGUUAAACGACAGGAAACACGCCAAACUACCAGAUAUACCUCAUCAGUACGACAGAUAUGAAGAGUGCUUACUUCCGCAAAAUCCCAAAGAUCUUUUGUUGUCAGAUACGCACAUUCAUUCUUUAGAAAAAGUAAAGACAUCAACUUCAAGUCUGCAGGAGGAACUUUUAUUGAAAGACGUCAAUGAGUUAAAUCAAGAAACAAAACGUGAUAACAUCCUGCAGGAUACGUAUGUGGCAGAUAGUGGACAUGACGACUAUUUUGUUCUUCAGAAAGCAGAUAACAUGAAUCUCAAGUAAUGGAGCUUUACACGACGGCAAUAUUUCGUACUAUGUAAAGCUUCAUAUAACUCAUGAAACACACUAUGUUUACAAUUUCAAAGGACAAUGACGUGAAAUAUUUCGAGCAUCAUUUAAUCACUAAGCAAAGCGUUUGUUAAUUUAAAAUGUAUCAAUGACAGAAGGAUAAAAACGAUUUCAUUUACAGCAUUCAAUGUAAAACUUAUACGGUACCAAUUUUGAUGCACCAGAUGCGCAUUUCGACCAAUAAUACCUCUUCAGUGAUGCUCAACCGAAAUGUUUGAAAUCCAAAAUAACUACGAAGAGCUAAAUAUAGCCAAAAACAGCGUGCCAAAAAAGUGGAGCCAAAUUCGUCCAAAGAUAAGAGCUAUGCAUGAGGGAGAUAAUCCUUAAUUUUGAAAUGAAUUUCUAAAUUUUAUAGCAGCAAUUAAAUAUAUAUCCGUAUUUUCAUGCUAGUAACGAAGUACUUAGCUACUAAUCACAAAUCAACAAGAAGUCUAGUCAUUCUUAAUAACAUUUCUGUUUUUGUACAUGUAUUUCAAUAUCACUUUUCAAUUUUGCAGUGAAUUUGAAUGCUAUCCAAUUUCUAACAUUUAAAAAUAAUAGGUAAAUCCAUGGUUUAAAAUAAAGAAUAUUUAACCCAACAAAAUUUAGUUCCAGUACUAUGGUACAGCCCCAAAAAUAGCGAAGAUAGUCGCUGAUUGGAUGGAAGAAGCUUAUCGUCUACAAAACAGCAACUGUCUGACCUCCCCAUUCCCCCGACUGGAACCCACUUUAGACUCUCCUUUAUAGGGAUACCAUAAGGACAGAGUAUAGAAACCCAGUUCAGAUAAAUUGAACAAAUAUUUGCAAAUUUUAGCUGUAAUUUCUAUGGUGCAUAUUGACAUAAUUAUAUCCUGGAAAUAAUGUCAUUUGAAACACAUCUGAAUUUGUAUCAUUUUGUUUGUAUAUUUGCAUUAUAUGUUUAUUCAUGGAUGAAAUCACAUGAUUAUCUACUUAUAAACAAUAAAACAUGAGGUAGUA
Messenger RNA from Ostrea edulis (European flat oyster), 2794 nucleotides. Its product is annotated as MATH and LRR domain-containing protein PFE0570w-like. The coding region runs from base 146 to 1771 and encodes 541 amino acids. NCBI's taxonomy places the organism in Eukaryota, Metazoa, Mollusca, Bivalvia, Ostreida, Ostreidae. The transcript is spliced from 13 exons. The record is from RefSeq and is a predicted model, not a curated record.